GUCUCACCGAGGGAGCAAGCAUGGCGGCAUCUGUUGCAAGGGGCUGCUGGGCUACCAUGGUCCCAGGCGGGAACUUUCCAUCUGCCAGGGCUCUGCUCCCUGUGCCGGCCUCUGUCACCUGCCGGGCCCUCGCGGGGCCGGGCUGGCGGCACAUCACGGGACCUUCUGAACCUGGCGCGUUCCAGCCGCCGCUGAAGCCGCUAAUCGUGGACAAGCGCCGGCUGCAGCGCCGGGAAAGCAGGUUCUUGAGUCCUGAAUUCAUUCCUCCAAGGGGAAGAACAAAUCCUCUGAAAUUUCAAAUUGAAAGAAAAGAUAUGUUAGAAAGGAGAAAAAUACUCGACAUUCCAGAAUUCUAUGUUGGAAGCAUUCUGCGUGUUACAACUGCUGACCCAUAUGCCAGUGGGAAAACCAGCCAGUUCCUGGGGAUUUGCAUCCAGAGAUCAGGAGCAGGACUUGGAGCUACGUUUGUCCUUAGGAAUACUAUUGAAGGACAGGGUGUGGAGAUUUGUUUUGAACUUUAUAAUCCUCGAAUCCAGGAAAUCCAAGUAGUCAAAUUAGAGAAACGGCUGGAUGAUAGCUUGCUAUACUUGCGAGAUGCCCUCCCUGAAUAUAGCACUUUCGAUAUGAGUAUGAAGCCAAUAGCACAAGAACCUAGCCAAGAAGUUCCUGUUAAUCAGCUGAAAGUAAAAAUGAAGCCCAAGCCGUGGUCCAAACGCUGGGAACGUCCAAAAUUUAAUAUUAAGGGGAUCAGAUUUGACCUUUGUUUAACUGAAGAGCAAAUGAAAGAAGCCCAGAAGUGGAGUCAGCCAUGGCUUGAGUUUGAUAUGAUGAGGGAAUAUGACACUUCCAGAAUUGAAGCUGCAAUAUGGAAUGAAAUUGAAGCAUCGAAAAAUUCCUGAUCUGAGAAUGAGUUUAGUUACUUGCAGAGGAUAUAAUGACACCCAGAGGAUUUGUUUAGAAACCAAUUUAAUCUCUUAUACAAGGACAUCAUCAUUAAAUCAACCAAACAUUUGUUAUUUUAUGAAUAUUUUAAAAAUUAGCAUACCAGUUUAUUACUUUAAAAAGAAAAAUGUACAUGCCAAGUGGUCUGAUGUCCAUUCUCUUAAUGGAGGCAAAGCUACAAUAGAGUCAAACUAGUACUGGUACUGGGAUGCUCUUCACUGAGCUUGGAAUCUGAAUAAGGAAGUGGAUAGGAUGAUUUUUUAAAUUUGUGAAAUUAUAAAUACAA
Messenger RNA from Hippopotamus amphibius kiboko, 1228 nucleotides. RefSeq names its product mitochondrial ribosomal protein L19 (gene MRPL19). Gene Ontology annotation, biological process: translation. Gene Ontology annotation, molecular function: structural constituent of ribosome. Lineage: Eukaryota; Metazoa; Chordata; Mammalia; Artiodactyla; Hippopotamidae. Gene Ontology annotation, cellular component: mitochondrial large ribosomal subunit; ribosome. The record is from RefSeq and is a predicted model, not a curated record. The transcript has 6 exons. Bases 21 to 899 code for a protein of 292 amino acids.